AUGUUCACUUCCAUACCUGUCGAUCAACUUCCCGAAGUAAAGUCCCCGACUCGAACAACGUUGAUUGCUGAAGUUCUGGUCGAAUGGUUCAUCCGAUUCUCGUCAUUUUCUCAUAUGAUCCGAGUGAUCGCUCGUCUACGUCAUGUGAUUCUGCGUCGCCGACCCGACUACACACMCUCAGCGUUCUUAACUCACUUAGAGUUGAAUCAAGCGACGUUGAUUGUUGCUCGAUCUGCACAAGUCUUGGCGUUCGGAGAGGUGUUACACGAGUUAAAUACUAAACUUCCGAUCUCCGACAAGCACAUUGCCCGUCUGCGACCCUUUAUGGAUGAUAUUGGGUUAAUACGUGUCGGURGUCGGUUAUCUAACUCGGACUUGUCUGAAGAUCGUAAACACCCCAUAUUGCUGCCGAAAACCUCGCAUUUGUCGUUAUUAAUAGUACGUCAUUGGCACUUGGUUACCGGUCACAGCGGUCCACGUGUAAUGACCACAUUGAUAGAACGCACAUUUUGGAUCCUUUCACUCCRAACCCUAAUCCGCCAUGUAAUUAGCCGAUGCAAAAGAUGUGUAAAAUUAUCCGGAGUGAGUCCGCAACCAMUUAUGGCCGAUUUGCCACGUUCACGAGUCUCAGAAUGUCGGCUCUUUUCACGAGUCGGAAUAGAUUAUGCUGGCCCUUUAACAAUGCGAGAAAGCUGA
Diuraphis noxia (Russian wheat aphid) is the source of this 696-nucleotide messenger RNA. RefSeq lists its product as uncharacterized. The record is from RefSeq and is a predicted model, not a curated record. Lineage: Eukaryota; Metazoa; Arthropoda; Insecta; Hemiptera; Aphididae.